Messenger RNA from Malassezia restricta, 588 nucleotides. RefSeq lists its product as uncharacterized. Lineage: Eukaryota; Fungi; Basidiomycota; Malasseziomycetes; Malasseziales; Malasseziaceae. Bases 1 to 588 code for a protein of 195 amino acids. The transcript has a single exon. The record is from RefSeq and is a predicted model, not a curated record.
AUGGUCGUCUCUGUCCGGCGUCUCCCCGUGCUGCCGUACGCCCAUGCCGUUGCCCGCAAGAUCGUGCUGUACUGUGGCGACAUUACGAAGCUAGAGGUCGAUGCGAUCGUCAAUGCGGCGAACCCGACGCUGCUGGGCGGAGGUGGCGUGGAUGGCGCCAUUCAUCGCGCAGCCGACCACCCUGAAUUCCUCGCCGAGUGCCGCCGCCUGGGCGGCUGCCGCACGGGCGAGGCCAAGACCACGAAUGCGUACCGCCUGCCAUGCAAGUCGGUGAUCCACACGGUCGGGCCCGUGUACUCGGAGCACUCGCCAUCCGAGGCACGACGCCUGCUGCAGUCAGCGUACCGCCACAGUCUGCUCGAAGCCGUGCGCCACCAGCUGCGCACCGUGGCCUUCCCAUCCAUCUCGACCGGCGUGUACGGCUACCCGAAGGAAGACGCCACGAAGGCCGCGCUCGAAGAGGUCACGACGUUCCUCGCCAGCGAGGCCGGCUCGGCCCUGCAGCUCGUGGUCUUUUGCUGCUUCUCGGAGCACGAUUUGGCGGUGUACCAGCGCACAGCGCCCAUCUUCUUUGGUGCGGCACUAUGA